Molecule: messenger RNA, 3067 nt
Organism: Syngnathus acus (greater pipefish)
Lineage: Eukaryota; Metazoa; Chordata; Actinopteri; Syngnathiformes; Syngnathidae
Gene: gpr185b
Product: G protein-coupled receptor 185 b
Exons: 2
Coding region: 714-1790 (358 amino acids)
Biological process (GO): G protein-coupled receptor signaling pathway
Cellular component (GO): membrane
Molecular function (GO): G protein-coupled receptor activity
Source: RefSeq, a predicted model, not a curated record
GGGCGGACGUGCAUGCGAUGUGAAGACGGCAGCCGACUCACCAUGCCAGCCAAGCGCCCAGGCAGGCGCGUGAUGCUAACUGCCUAGAAAAAGAGGGAGCAGACAAAGAGGAGGAGGAGGGGAGAACAUUGUUUCUUUCUUGCAGGGAACAACAACAAGGCAGGUCACCCCCCUUCUUCAGCGAGACGUGCUCCCGCGUCCGCUCGCUCGUACUCCCGCUCACGCUCCGCUGCAGCUGAAUGACAGGUGAAUUCUUGUUUGAUUAUGCGUUGCCGCUACUGCUGCUGCUGCAUGAAGUCCUCCGCUUUGCAGGAGCUGCCAAGUCUGGAAGUCUAUUUUACUUUUUUUUUUACUGCAGUGAUGUGCACCACGCAGCCGACAGGGUUUUGGGGGAAAGGGGUGGUCUUUGUGACCUUCCCAGAAUCACACGGAGGGGGAGGAGCAGCUGGGGGGUCUUGCUGCUAGCCCUUUUUCCUCUCUUUUUGUGAAUGGAGCUCCAAAUAGCAUUUGGCUCGCUGAGCUAAAAUUAGCAGGAUUUUUUUUCCCCUCCAGACUGCAUCAUCAGCAUCUUCUGAUGAUGAUGUCGAAGUAAUUCUAUAAAUUGCACACUCGCGCAGCUUGAGAAUCGCGCCUGCCCUAGAACGUCAUGCACCAAUUUUAGAGCCGCUCUAAAAAUAGCUUUUGUUGAUAAUGCCCGAGACCUAUUCCUCCGGAUGAGGACGAGAAGCCUUCCGAUGGAAGCCUUUAUCGCCAUGACCCUGUCGCUGGCGGCGGCCACCGCGAGUGGCCUCAACUCCUCCUCCCCCCUGGACUCGUCCACGCCCUCGUGGUCGUGGUGGGGUCUCUCGGAGGAAGCGUCCAACUUUUCCUCGGAGCCGACGGUGCAGAUGAGCCCCGAGCUGCGGCCGGCUGGCCCGGAGGUGAGCCCGUGGGACGUGGUGCUGUGCGUGACGGGCACGCUCAUCUCCUGCGAGAACGCGCUAGUCAUCGCCGUGCUUUUCUACACGCCUACGCUGAGGGGGCCCACCUUCAUCCUGAUCGGCUCACUGGCGGUGGCCGAUCUCCUGGCCGGCCUGGGCCUCAUUCUCAACUUUGUCUUCACCUACCUGGCCGACGGGUCUCCGGAGCCGGUCAGCCUGCUGUCGGCGGGACUGCUGCUGUCGGCCUUCUCGGCGUCCGUCCUCAACAUCCUGGCCAUCACGGUGGACCGCUACCUGUCGCUGUACAACGCACUGACCUACCACACUGAGCGGACGCUGACCUUCACCUACGUGAUGGUGCUCUUCAUCUGGCUGUCGUGCGUGACGCUGGGCCUGCUGCCGGCGCUGGGCUGGAACUGCCUGCGAGACGAGACGGCGUGUAGCAUCUGCCGACCGGUCACCAAAAGCAACGCCGUGGCGCUCGCCGUGGCCUUCCUGCUGGUCUUCGGUCUCAUGAUGCAGCUCUACCUGCAGAUCUGCAAGAUCGCCUUUCGCCACGCGCAGCAGAUCGCCGUGCAGCAGCAGUUUGUGGUUAUCUCCACCACCAAGGGCGUCUCUACGCUGUCGGCCAUCUUGUGUGCCUUCGGGGCGUGCUGGCUGCCGUUUGCCAUGUACUCCAUCGUGGCCGACUCCAGCUACCCGGCCGUGUACACCUAUGCCGCGGCGCUGCCCGCCACCUGCUGCUCCGUCAUCAACCCCGUCAUCUACGCCUUUCGAAACCCGGACAUCCAGAAAUCGCUAUGGAUGGCCUGCUGCGGCUGCGUCCCGUCCAACCUCUCGCUCAGACCGCGGGCCUCCAGCGACGUGUAGCCCGGGAAGGUGGGAUCUGGCGGCGGAAGCUGAUACUCUACGCGCGAGCAGCCUGGGACGCGACCUUGGGGCCGGCCAAACUCUCUUUGAGGCCUUUCUCAGGAGUAGCAUGAACACCAGGACCCUGUCGAGCAAGCCUGUCCCACAAACAAGGCCAUGAGGCGGAGGCUUCAAGUGUGGAAUCAUCUCAUCGCUCCAUUGAGUUCCAUCACAAGCACAUUUGGACCAACAAGCGCACAAUCCAAAGCAAAAGUAAGAGAGGGAUAGCAUGCGUCUGACGUCAACGCUAACCCUCCCGCUAUGCGCGAGGGAAGCAUGUGGCCUGAAUUAGGCACCAAGGACAGCGCCACGGCCAGUCGGGCUGGCGGCCGGGGUGGGCUCGUUUCCUUCAGCGUGCCUCGUGAUCGGAUCACAGCCUCUUCUGUCAACGGCCCGAUUCAGAGGAAACAAUGUGACAAAGUGCUCUUUGAGCUGGUAUCUGCUUUCACAGACCCAUCAAGAUGUGCCAUCUAAGUUUUUUUCCAUAACGUGUUUUGCAGAGACGACAUGAAAUGUGUCGACGACGUUCAAAUGCGGUAAAGGAGGAUUGGGGGGGACUUGACGGUGAACUCGAGGGGAAAUGGUUGGUGAACACAAAACCAAAAGCGCAGGUUGUUGGUGUGCAUUCUAACUUGCGCACAUCUUUCACGGCCAUUCGGUGUUUUCUUUUGGCUCUCGUGUAACAUUUCCAACAAUUUGUCAGAGACACACCAAAGCUGGCUGUGAGGUCAGCAUAACCAUCAAUUAAUCAUUCGAUCUGAAGCACAUGUUUUGCAGUCAACUCUUGCACAGAAGCUAACUUUUGGUACACGUUAAGCUAGUUAUAGCGCAUACAGUGCGUGAGGUAGCUCGUGGGUAUUUGUCGUUAUCGCAAGAUGAUUGUUCAGGGUAGCUUGGCGCCGGUAGAACACACUGAUAAACGCAAUCUUCUGUUAGCAACACGCACAGCUCCAGAAUUUGGAGAGGGGGAAAAGGGGGGCAUGUGACUAAUACAUAGGGAGCUCGGAAAAUAAUUAAAAUAAAUAAAUAUAAUUAAUUAUACUUAAUCAAAUAAAGGGGCUUAAACGAGGCUAUAAUAAUUUUUGAGGAGGCCAUAGCCCAUCCUAGCUCAAGUGUAGCGCCAUCCCCAAAAAGUCAUUCUGGUGAAUGUGGCAUCAUGUAAAACAGUGGUUCCCAACCUUUUAUGCACCAAAUAAUACAUUUAUAUAAAUAAAUAAAACAUUUAUAAUAAAUAUAUA